CACAUAUAUAUAUAUAUAUAUUUUUUUUUUAGCAGUUGAGAGGUCAGUCACAGAGAUUUGACGCUGCAGCCCGAAGCAGAAAUGAGCGACCGUCCUCUCUUGGUGAACGUAGACAGCUGGAUAACACAGAACCAAAAUGCAUUUCUGCCACCGGUUUGCAACAAGCUCAUGCACUUCUCCCAGUUGCUCAUCAUGUUUGUUGGAGGCCCUAAUACCAGAAAGGAUUAUCACAUAGAGGAAGGGGAGGAGUUAUUUUACCAGCUGAAGGGCGACAUGUGUCUGAAGGUGAUUGAAAAUGGCAAACAUAAGGACGUGCACAUCAAAGAGGGAGAGAUGUUUCUGCUGCCGGCUCGGAUCCCCCACUCCCCCCAGAGACAGGCCAACACCGUGGGGCUGGUGGUGGAGAGGAGGCGGCUGCUGACUGAGACCGACUGUCUGAGGUACUAUGUGGACAACACCACUGAUAUUCUGUUUGAGAAGUGGUUCUACUGUCAGGAUCUAGGAACCCAACUGGUGCCGAUAAUUAAAGAGUUCAUGGCGUCGAAGCAGUGCAAAACAGGAAAACCUGAUCCGAAUGAAAUCUUCAGAGAGCCGCCUUUCCAGAUGAACACCAUGAACGUGAUGUCACCCUUUUCCUUCAAAGACUGGCUGAACAAACAGAGGCCGUGCCUGGGCAACGGAUCCGUCAGCAUGUUCGGAGCUCAGUUUGAGACAGAGGUGAUGGUGUUUGGAGCUGGGCUGACGGAGACGUCGCUGCACCAACAUGACGUGUGGAUUUGGCAGCUGGAGGGAUCCUCACGUGUGACCAUGCAUGAGCAGGAGCUCACACUUUCUGCAGGAGACAGUUUGCUCAUCCCCGAGCAGAGCCAAUACCAGUGGCAGCGCGACGAGGCGACCGUUGCCUUGUUGGUCAUCCAAAACCCAGAGCGGAAGCGACUCUAACAUCACACACAGUUCACACGUUAGCGGAGAACUAUCGGACAAUAAGAAGCAUUAUGUGCUGUACUCAUUUAGAUUUUUGCCAAUAGUUAAUAAAAUGUUUUAAUGUACAUACGAGCUGUUAUUUAUCAUUAAAGCAGCUCUCACAUUC
This is a messenger RNA of Mugil cephalus (flathead mullet), 1090 nucleotides long. RefSeq names its product 3-hydroxyanthranilate 3,4-dioxygenase (gene haao). Gene Ontology annotation, cellular component: cytoplasm. NCBI's taxonomy places the organism in Eukaryota, Metazoa, Chordata, Actinopteri, Mugiliformes, Mugilidae. The transcript has 10 exons. Gene Ontology annotation, molecular function: 3-hydroxyanthranilate 3,4-dioxygenase activity; iron ion binding. Gene Ontology annotation, biological process: quinolinate metabolic process; 'de novo' NAD+ biosynthetic process from L-tryptophan. The record is from RefSeq and is a predicted model, not a curated record. Bases 82 to 942 code for a protein of 286 amino acids.